Messenger RNA from Pelmatolapia mariae (spotted tilapia), 804 nucleotides. RefSeq names its product small ribosomal subunit protein eS12-like. Gene Ontology annotation, biological process: translation. The record is from RefSeq and is a predicted model, not a curated record. Gene Ontology annotation, molecular function: structural constituent of ribosome. Gene Ontology annotation, cellular component: cytosolic small ribosomal subunit; ribosome. Lineage: Eukaryota; Metazoa; Chordata; Actinopteri; Cichliformes; Cichlidae. The transcript is spliced from 5 exons. Bases 1 to 432 code for a protein of 143 amino acids.
AUGGCCUGGCCCGAGGUAUCCGUGAGGCUGCCAAGGCUCUGGACAAACGUCAAGCCCAUCUCUGCGUGCUUGCUGCCAACUGCGAUGAGCCCAUGUACGUCAUGCUGGUGGAGGCCCUCUGUGCCGAGCAUCAGAUCAAUCUCAUCAAGCAGUCCUGCCGGAGGUGUGAUGGAUGUCAACACCGCUCUCCCUGAAGUGCUCAAGACCGCACUCAUCCACGAUGGCCUGGCCCGAGGUAUCUGUGAGGCUGCCAAGGCUCUGGACAAACGUCAAGCCCAUCUCUGCGUGCUUCCUGCCAACUACGAUGAGCCCAUGUACGUCAUGCUGGUGGAGGCCGUCUGUGCCGAGCAUCAGAUCAAUCUCAUCAAGGAUUAUGGCAAGGAGUCCCAGGCAAAGGAUGUGAUUGAGGAAUACUCCAAGUCCAAGAAAUGAAGUGUCAAUAAAAAGAUGAAAUGAGGCUCUGGAGUGUGUUAUUGAUUUGAGUUGCUUGGUUGGAUAUUGAGCAUUAUUUCACUGUGUACCAAUCGUGUAGCUUGGUUAGUGCAUCAUUUCAUGAGCUCACUCUCCAAAUUGAGAAUUUCUGAUUUUUUUUUUUUCCUUUGGAAAAAGCUCUUUGCCCUCUGGAUAAUAUUUUUUACUGCUUAGUCAGAAAACGUUGAUGGUCAAGCAGCAUGGAUCCAAAAUUUGUGAGUAUGAACGAGUGAAACUUGAACCGUGCAAUGUGGAGUUUUGAAAUUCACACCAUAGGAGCAUCUAGUAAAAGUUCAAAUAUAUGUAUAUAAAUGCCACUUGUUUUGCACAUGU